This is a messenger RNA of Prorocentrum cordatum, 221 nucleotides long. Lineage: Eukaryota; Dinophyceae; Prorocentrales; Prorocentraceae. The record is from the annotation of a GenBank genome assembly.
GCGGCGUGCCGCCAGACGGCGCGCCACAAGAUCGCGGUCGCCAACCCCCUCGACACACCUGCGAGCUUCACAGGCAGCUGCUCGAACCCGUACGUGCGUUUCAGCCCGGAUUCGUUGGAGGUGCCUGCGAAGGGCGAGAAGACGAUCGACUUGCUCUUCAGGCCAGUGGAGGAAGGCGAGGGCGAAGCCGAGGCCACCUUGACCAGCAACGAGCUCGGCAC